Dromaius novaehollandiae (emu) is the source of this 6361-nucleotide messenger RNA. RefSeq names its product testis associated actin remodelling kinase 2 (gene TESK2). The transcript has 11 exons. NCBI's taxonomy places the organism in Eukaryota, Metazoa, Chordata, Aves, Casuariiformes, Dromaiidae. The record is from RefSeq and is a predicted model, not a curated record. Bases 327 to 2345 code for a protein of 672 amino acids. Gene Ontology annotation, molecular function: protein serine/threonine kinase activity; ATP binding. Gene Ontology annotation, cellular component: cytoplasm; nucleus. Gene Ontology annotation, biological process: protein phosphorylation; actin cytoskeleton organization.
GGGCGCUGGCGGCGGGGGCGGGCGCGCGAGUCGGAGGCGGGGGCCGAGGGAGGAGGAGCCGCGGCGUUCGCGGCCCCGGGCCCCGCAGCUGGGCUCCCUCCUCACAUGGGGCCCCCUCGCUUGCCGCAGCGGCGGUGCGGACCCUCGCCGGGCUGCUGAGGAGGAGGGAGGGGGCGGCGGCGAGCGGGGUAUGCGACCAUGAGAGCCCGCGCCGCCCGCGGGCCCUGCUGGCGCCGGCGCUCAGCAUCCAACAAGAGCAGAGGAGACAGCAAAGUACCUAAGAUGUGAGAAGUCCUCUCCUAUCAAAAGGAAGCUUUGUUUUCAAAAUGGACCGAAGUAAGCGGAAUUCAAUAGCAGGAUUUCCACCACGCUUGGAGCGCGCUGAAGACUUUGAUGGGGGCAGUGGAGGUGAUGGGACUACAUCCCAGAUAGGAAGAGUUUGGACCUCUUCAUACAGAGCCCUGAUAAGUGCCUUUUCCAGACUUACCCGUCUUGAUGACUUCACCUGUGAGAAAAUUGGCUCUGGUUUCUUCUCUGAGGUGUUCAAGGUAAGACACAGGACUUCAGACCAGGUAAUGGCUUUGAAGAUGAACACACUGAAUAGCAACAGAGCAAACAUGCUGAAAGAGGUUCAGCUUAUGAAUAGGCUCUCACAUCCAAACAUCUUAAGGUUUAUGGGUGUCUGUGUGCAUCAAGGACAGCUGCACGCACUUACUGAGUACAUCAACUAUGGUAACCUGGAACAGCUAUUAGACAGUAAUCAGCAUCUGCCCUGGACAGUGAGGGUGAAACUGGCAUAUGACAUUGCUAUGGGAAUCCGUUAUCUUCACUAUAAAGGCAUUUUCCACCGAGACCUUACAUCCAAGAACUGCUUAAUAAAACAUGAUGAGAACGGAUACUCAGCAAUAGUGGGGGACUUUGGUUUGGCAGAGAAAAUUCCUGAUCACAGCGAGAAGUUACCAGUGGUGGGUUCACCCUUCUGGAUGGCACCGGAAGUUCUCAGAGAUGAACCUUACAAUGAAAAGGCGGAUGUGUUCUCUUAUGGUAUAAUUCUUUGUGAGAUUAUAGCAAGAAUACAAGCAGAUCCAGACUAUCUCCCUCGUACAGAAAAUUUUGGAUUAGAUUAUGAUGCCUUCCAGCACAUGGUGGGAGACUGUCCCCCUGACUUCCUCCAGCUGGCCUUCAACUGCUGUAAUAUGGAUCCAAAGUUGCGUCCUUCAUUUGCUGAUAUUGUCAAAACACUGGAGGAGAUUUUAAACCGUCUGAGAAAUGAGGAAUCUGAGAGAGAGAGAAAAUUUUUCAAUCUUGACAACAGUGAAAGAAAGCCUAAAGGGUCAAUUGAAAAAGGACCAGGAGUAAAACGAUUGAGUUCCCUGGAUGAUAAGAUCCCACCCAAGUCACCCCGCCCACGCCGGAAUAUCUGGUUGUCACGCAGCCAGUCAGAUAUCUUCUCCCGCAAGCCUUCCAGGAAGAUAAAUGUGCAGGACCCCUACUACACGCCAAACAAAGGGUUAGGCCGGAAAGUUAAUCCCUUCAAUGCCAGGGAGGACCUCAAAGGGGGAAAGAUCAAAUUCUUUGACAUGCCAAGCAAGUCUGUGAUCUCCCUUGUGUUUGACUUGCAUUCUCCGGAGGCAGGUGGUGGCCUGAAAGCCAGCCAGUCCCAAUUCAGGCAGGUAUAUAGCACAGACUGGCAGGAAUUUUCCCUGCUCCCGGGGAGGAGAUGCAGAUCACUUCCGGUCUCUCCUGAAUUGCCGCAUAAAGAGUAUGGCCUGUUUGGGGGACUGUCUUCAACUGUCAGCAGAUGUGACCCAAUCCAGCUAGGUGCAGAGGUUCGUCAAAAACUCCUGAGUAGCAGUAAAUACGGUGUGUCAGAGAUUCCCCCCUUUCAAGCCAAGCUGCAUAGGCCAGAAUUUCUUCCUGUACCAGGACAAGAGGAGGAUAUGGACUGUUCAGAUGGGCCAGUGUCCCAGGAGGAAAAUGGGUUUUAUCCUGUUGAGAACGCGUGUGAAGAUCCAGCAUGUAAUCAGCCUUCAGCUCUGGCUCAGCCUGAGCCACUAUCUUGCAAAAGGCUCCCAGCUGAGAAUUCAGUGAACUCGGAGGGACAUGGCUCCUUACAGGUAUUUGCAGGUUGUCCCCCUUCUGAAGAGAUGGAGGUGGAAGAUGACCUACAGAAAAAUAUGCUGCUGGAGUCUGCAAAGCCUCUGUUCAGUGUUAGCCCUUCCAGGGAGCCAAGGAGAGAGGCACGACCAUUUGGUGAGCAGGAUGGGGAUGGCACUGCCCCGUUGGCUUUGACCUCCUCCAAUAUCUCGGCAAGUGGCAGCACACAGUCAACUUGUGACAUUUGAAGAGAAUGCUCCACUUGGACAUGUCCUUGAGGGAACAGUUGUUCCAAGUCACUUUGACUCUUUUUCUAUAGUGCUGAGUCUCAUGUUUGAAAUGGACUCAGCAGAUUGUAGAAAUGGGCUGUCAAACAGAAGGCUGCAGACAGCAUUGGGAGAGACAGAUUCUUUUAACUUUAUUUCAGAUUGUGCUUAACCCCUUCCCUGUUUGUGUUAGGAGGGAGAACUGCUCCAGCCAGAAUGUCCGUGUGAAGCCCCAUAGUUACUUCCAAGCAGUAGUACCCACAGCUGGGGUACUGUGUUAAGCAGUUCGACCUGGAUUUCAGCAUGGAAGGUUUCAGAGCCUUAAGCUCCAUGUUGAUGAGAAAGAGAGACCCUUAGGUUUUUCCUCCUCCUCUGACUUACCAGCUGCUAUAAACCACUGCAGCUUUUGCAUUAACAUUCUGCAAGCAGUGUGCAUGAAUCAGAGCUUCCGUUUUAGAAAUGGGCAUAGAGAUAUUUCAGAGCUAUCUUGAGCAGAUAGGAAUGCUUUUUGGUCCCAGAGUGGCUGCAAACACUGCUGCUGCAUCAAACAAGCCCGUUUCAAAAGUAGCAAAACCAAAACCCCUCCUGCUGGUAGUAAUCUGCAGGCUCAGUCACAUGACAAGUACUUUCUGAUUAACAAGAAGAAUCUGUUCCCUGGCAUUUCAUUUUCCCAUGGGGUUUGGGUACUGAUGUGUAGUAUGUUAGCACAGGGAGACAGGAUGCAGUAAGCACCACUCACUUCCUUGCCCAGCUCUCCAUGUAGCUCAGCCCAGCUGUGGAGGAAGAUUUGCCCAGGGCACAAGAGGGAGCCAUAUUCUAGGCAUUGUCAUUCCUGGGCUUCUUGGGAAACCACCAGUGGAAGUACAGUUGUACUGAGCUCUUUGGGGGAUGUAGGCACUUUUCUCUAAAGAGCUGAAUGGACGCCACAAUCUAUUUCUGAAAAAUACUUAAUUGGCUACAUCUAGGUUGCAGUUGGCCAUUAUCACUAAGCUAGAAGGGUCACAUUCACCUCCCUCUCUAGUAGGACAUCCCAUCUCAUUGAUGCCGCUGCAAUAAUGAUGGGUCCUUAUGUAAAACCAAGCUGCCUGCCUGAUGGAGGACAGGAAUCCUCUGAUCAGGUGAAGUUGCCAGCAGUGUUUCAGCCAUGUUAGUGCUUUGGGAGGAAGGACAGUAGACUCGCAGAAGGGGGGUUAGCUCAUCAAACUGAAGAAAACUAACUUAUCCCCCUGAAUUAUUUUUCCCCUCCUACAGAAAGAUGUUGUCAUCUUUGAUUUCUCCAGUCACCGAUGGCUGUGAACAUGAUUAUUUUUCUUUUUUUUUCUGUCCACCAGCAGGUAUAUGUGAAAGAAGCAGUGGCAUAUGUCUGCUUGCUGGAAACAGCAUCAGAGGUCCUUUCUCUGGUCCUACUGCAAUUUUCAGGAAAACUUGUAUGAUGAUAUUUGUGCAACUUUUUGCUUUUUCCCACUGUCAUUGUUAAUUUGUUUGUUCGCGCGCGCGCUCUCGCUCCCUCCCUCCCUCCCUCCCUCUCUCUCUCCCUCUCUCUCUCUCUCUCUCUCUCUCUGUCAUCCACAUUAUCAUUCCUGAGGUAGGCACUGCAUGCCUGCUGAGCAGACAGGUGGUGAUGCAAUGGGCUCUGGAGUCCAGAAUUUCAGCCCAGGUAGCUGGUUACACUCCUACUGCACUCUUGUGAAGAGGGAAAAUGUAAGCUGGUAUGCCCUGAUGGAAGCAAGACUGUUCCUUCUUUUCUCACCUCACAGAAAUGAGGAUGGAGAAAGCCUAAUGUUCUUUCUUGGCUGAGAUACUGGGCUUUCUGGAGGCAGAGGUAACUGUUUUGGGAGUUACAAGACCUCCUCUUUUGAAAUAUGCCUGAAACUGAGCAGCAGUGCUACCCCUUUGCAGUGGCUGCAAAGAAUUAAAUGAAAAACCCAGUGUCCUUAAAUUGCUUAGUACAGUCCUUGCCAAGUUAGGCCGCUCUUUGCAGUUUUAAAGAGAAAAUGUACAUCCUUACCAAGAUUAUCUCUUUGGCUCGCACCUCUCGUCCUCUCAAAGGUGCUAUCUGUAGAGUAGGCUGUCCUGUGUAUCCUGUCUGCUGUUCUGGUGUCUUCAGAGUGCAGAGCAGCUUGUAUGGCUGGUGCUGUGCGUGUGUAAUUUUCGUGAGGACAAGAAACCAGUCGCAAGAACUCAAAUGCCAGCUACUUGUCUGCCUGGUGCCUGCUUUUUUUUUCUCUUGCACUUUUUAUUUCCACAAUUGUAACCUUUCAGGAGGGAAACCAUCAGCACCAGCUUCUGUUGUCACGAGACGCAUUUAAUUGUGUGACUUCAGACAAACAAGCAAUAACAAGAAGUUUACUUCUGGAUCACCAGGCUGCAAGGAAGCUGUCCAGUAUCCUACAGUUGCAUGUAGCCUCAACAGAGCAAACACAUGUGCCUCUGGGUGUUCUGUGGCUUGUGUUAGCCCUGAUAGUCAGCGCUGACACCUUAUCGUGAAAUUUGUUGCCCUGGAAGCUCUGAGCUCUCAUCUCUUUGACACUGACUGCAAAGCUGUGCAGUCAGUCAGGCUUGAGGUACCUCUACGGCACCCAUCACAGUGACCUCAUCUGUUCUUCUUUUCUUGCACAGCUGUCUCUUAAAAAUAUUUCCGUGCCCUGAACAGCUCUCUUAUAAAGUAGCAUGGCUAAAUUUUUAUUUUCUUAAAAAUCCACUCUUUUAAGCACAGCCAGCUGACACGCGUAGGGCACAUCUAUCAACUUUUCUAGUUCUUUACACUGAGGUGGAGGUGUCAGAAAGAGAAAUGCCAAGGAAUUAUGGCUCAGCCCUUUCCUGGAUUCCUGGUCUGCAUGGGAGAAGAGGCAUGUGUAUAAAACUGGAGUAAAAGGCCAUAUUAAAAAUAGCUAAAUGCUUGCUAAAACCCAGCAUCUCCAAGAGCCUGGAUGCAGUUGGCACUCACUGUGUCUCAUCCCUUAGGUUGCGUAAAGCUGAAUCUAGGUUGCAUCUAGUAAAUACUUCUAGGUUUUCUGCCCGUUUGAGGGUGCUUUUCUACUGGGGGCCAUUUUCUGACAGCUACUGAUGAACAUGAAUAUGAACAGUGAUCCAUGUGGUCAGCAAACUCCUUGUUUUAUAGUGAUGUGACAAAGUUUUAUUGUGAAUGGAUUUUAUCAUGGUUUUUGACUUUCUUACAGAAGCAAUUCUUGCUCUUUUAAAAGACUUUCUACACACUGCUAGGUUCCCUGAAGAGAUCUAAGAUGUUUUUAAUUCACUUUAAAUCUUCCUAUGUUGAAUUCAUUUAAAUGUCUGUUAUAAGCUAUUUUUUCUUGUGGUUGCAGGUAGGUAAAAUGCAACUAAGAGAAUGCAUGUGAAUUGCUGCCCCUCCAAAGCAGUGCUGCAAGACAAGGGGGUUAGUAGACAUAUAUGUUUGUUGGAAAGGUGUUGAUGUAUUAUGUGUAACAGAACAUUGGUAUUUUUUUGCCAGUACAACUAAAGACACUUGAAUAAUUCCUGUUUGCACUUAAUGCUAUUGUUUAUAUUGCAUGUCACUACAUUUCUAUGCAAAACAAAUAACCUUUUUUGGGAGGAGGGGCAGCCAGAUAUUUGAUUAAGUAAGUUUAAAGACCUUUGCAAGAUGAUCUAUUUUCAUAUUUAUGAAGGAGUUUUACGUCUUAAUAUUUUGCAGACUGUAAAUAGCUCAACUUGUAAUUAAAGGCUUAGGAGGAAGUUGGUAGCCUGUGUAUAAUAGUAAGUUAACACUGCCAGGAAAAAAAAAUCUUUGCAAAACAACUUUUCUAAUAUUGUGGAUAUUUAUGAAUAUGUAAAGAAAGCACGUCUUGUUUUUAUGUUGAUUGACCUUCUGACUUUUUUUGAGCUAUAGAAAUGGUGUAUGUUUUAUUGGAACUGCAAUAAGAAGUAACCAAAGAUGAAUCCAGUUAAAUAUUUUCAUAAUUUUUUCUUGGUCAGGUUUUGUAAACUUUCCCAACUUGCUUUCAAAAUAAAAAUAAAAUCAA